Molecule: messenger RNA, 796 nt
Organism: Leptonychotes weddellii (Weddell seal)
Lineage: Eukaryota; Metazoa; Chordata; Mammalia; Carnivora; Phocidae
Source: RefSeq, a predicted model, not a curated record
GCUGCCAGCCCCCGCGGGGCCGGGGCCAUGCAGGAGAGCCAGACCAAGAGCAUGUUCGUGUCCCGGGCCCUGGAGAAGAUCCUGGCCGACAAGGAGGUGAAGCGGCCCCAGCACUCCCAGCUGCGCAGGGCCUGCCAGGUGGCGCUCGAUGAAAUUAAAACAGAGAUAGAAAAGCAGAGGCUUGGCGCUGCCGCACCACCAAAGGCAAACUUCAUUGAAGCUGACAAGUAUUUCCUUCCAUUUGAGCUAGCUUGCCAGUCCAGGUCCCCCCGGGUGGUCAGCACAUCCCUCGACUGCUUGCAGGUACCACAUUGAAGCUUGCUGGUGUAAAGAGGGUUUCCUCCAAGCCAUCGCUGGUCAUUUUAGGGGAACUAUGCUUCCAGGGUGAUGGAGGAAGGAGCAAUCCAGCAUGUUCUUUGAGGGAGGGGAGGGUAAGGGGUCUGACCUCCUUAGCCAGAACAAGAAUGUGUUUGCCUGGAAAUACUUUGUUGUACUCCCUUAACGUAUGUUUUUCUAAGUGAAACCUUCAGGAUUAGUUGGAAAUGUGGGUACACGUGGGCACAUGCAAUAUUUUUAUGUCACCUCUUUCUUGAUGGCAUUAAAAUUCAGAAUAUCAAGUAGAGAAAUAGAUAUCACUAUUCAUCAUUUGUGGUAAUAUUCUAUAAAGACACUGUGAAUGUGGAAUAAGCAAAUCCUGAAUCAUUGUUCCCAUAAGAAAUACAGGAUAAGGUGCCUGUGAGCCUCUGGUGUAAACACGUUCAUCAACUGGUCAAUACAUAAAGCAAUAUGUAACUUU